AAAUGAUCUUAGUUAGUUGGCAGACCGUUAGAUGGCGUUGCAUAGUUUUUCUCAUUAGAGAAUAAGCGGAUCCAUUUUUUAAAACAUUAUAUUUAGAGAGCACAGAAAACGAUUGAUACAAUUUUAAUUAUCCAAUUGACAGAAUACCUUGUAAAGAUUUCUUUAAAUUCUUGUUCCGAUCAUUUCUAACACCUGUUAGUUAACGUCUUAUGGAAACGUAAUCUAAAUUCGCGAAUGCACGUCCAAAAAGUUACUAUGUUUCAACUUAUGAACAUUCCAUACGGAAGGUUGAUUUGAAAAUUAUUACACAUUUUUAGCCAAUAUCAUUCUUGUAAUUUUGUUUACAAAAAUGCAGCCGAAAUUACAGAUUUUAUCUAACAUCAUAGAGAGAUUAGAAAAUGUAAUUACUGCAGCUACAGGUCAUUUAUAUGGAAUAAAAUAUAAUGAUACAUUAGCAAUAAUAACAUUUAGUAUUGAUAAUGAUAGUGAUGAUACUUUUAAUACUCUGUCAUUUGAAAGUUUUUUACCUACAAAUCUAGAUCCUUGUGGAAUAUUAUACAUCAGAGAAAGUGAUGGGAACAUUCCUGAGGCAAUCAAAAAUCAUGGAGUAGUUUUAAAAUAUUUCCUGGAUAAUACAAAUGUAGAAUGGUAUUCUUAUAACAAUGGUGAAUUAGAAAAAUUUAAUAAUAUUGAGAUAAUUAAUGAAAAUAAAUUUAAAGAACAAUUUGCAUAUGUUAGAAUACAAUUAGGUAUACCGUUAAUUGGUGAAAAUGAUAAAAUAUUGGAUACACUGAAAAAAAUUAAUGAACAAAUUUCAUCCGGAAAAGUAGCAUUUUACUUUCCGUCGAAGAAGAUCUACCUUUUUAGUAAUAAUGAUGAUGGUGAUGUGGAAAAUGCGCAACUCAAGGAACUUCUUAAUGUUCUAAGGACGAAUAGUGGAUCUGUACAUAAUAUAAACGCAAUAUAUGCAAAUGUAUUAUUACAAAUAUCUAAAAGAGAACCUAACACUGCAUGUAAACAUGCUCCAGUAUUGCAUCAAGCAAAAUAUGCAUUUGACAGUAUAGAAUAUACUUUUAAUAUUGAUAGAUUAGUUUUAGUUAAUCAUGAUGUAACUUCUAUAGAAUUAUAUAAAGCAUUAGUCAAAUCUAUAUGUCAAUACAUAAACAUUGUAAUAAUGUUUUGGAAAUCUAAUCCUUAUAUCUGCACGGAUUAUGUAAUCCCAUUGGAAUGGUUCUAUUUUAAACCACGAAUACUUGGACAUUUAUUAACAGUGCCUUAUAUAAAUGGAUGGGAUGACGAUAACAUGACUUCAUGCUUAAAGCAAUUACACACAACAUUGGCAUUAGAUUUAACAAGACCUUACUUCCGGCGUAUGAACAGUGUGCAAUUCUUUAACGAUGUACAAAACAGCGAUAUGCUUAUAAAUCCCCACGAGUCUAUUCCAAGCAUUACAGAUGGUAAAUCAAGUAUUGUGUAUGGAUUAUAUUCUUACCAUCAUUAUAUGCAAAAUGAAUUUGAUGAUAAUGGAUGGGGAUGUGCUUAUAGAUCUCUUCAAACUAUUAUAUCUUGGUAUAGAUUACAAGGGUAUACCAACAUACCAAUACCAUCUCACAAAGAAAUACAAAAGUGCUUAGUUGAAAUAGGUGAUAAACCAUUUAAUUUCAUAGGUAGUAAACAAUGGAUUGGAUCAACCGAAGUAGGUUUUAUAUUAGAAACUCUCCUUGGAAUUAAUAUAAAAAUAUUAUGUGCUUCGAACGGAGAGGAAGUAUCGAUUUUAGUUUCGGAUCUCGCACAUCAUUUUGAUACACAAGGAACACCAAUUAUGAUUGGUGGUGGAGUAUUAGCUCACACAAUUUUAGGAGUAAAUUAUAAUGAAUCAUCUGGAGAAGUAAAGUUUUUAAUUUUAGAUCCACAUUAUACUGGUCCUGAAAAGAUAAGUACAGUAAUAAACAAAGGAUGGUGUGGAUGGAAAACCAAAGAUUUUUGGAGAAAAGAUUCAUUUUAUAACAUGUGCCUUCCUCAAAGACCUAUAUGUAUAUGAUUUCAAUAAUCUAAUAUCAUAUUAAAUAAAAUACGUAUAGGUUUA
Messenger RNA from Vespa crabro (European hornet), 2086 nucleotides. It is a transcript of the gene Ufsp2, whose product is annotated as ufm1-specific protease 2. Bases 350 to 2041 code for a protein of 563 amino acids. The transcript is spliced from 10 exons. The record is from RefSeq and is a predicted model, not a curated record. Lineage: Eukaryota; Metazoa; Arthropoda; Insecta; Hymenoptera; Vespidae.